Messenger RNA from Sphaerulina musiva SO2202, 414 nucleotides. RefSeq lists its product as uncharacterized. Lineage: Eukaryota; Fungi; Ascomycota; Dothideomycetes; Mycosphaerellales; Mycosphaerellaceae. The record is from RefSeq and is a predicted model, not a curated record. The transcript has 2 exons. The coding region runs from base 1 to 414 and encodes 137 amino acids.
AUGAAUAUCCCCAUACUCCAGCAGCACACCCCCAGCCCAGUCUUACCGAUUGACGCGACCUUCAAUUCGGUUAUGGGACAUGUCGGGAAUUGGUGUUUCCUCCCAUUCUCUCAGCUCGACUUCAAGCUAUCAAAUUCAAAAUUUCCAGACAUAGGCUUGGUUUCUUUCACAGUUGUGAUGAGAGAUGGUGGAAUUUCCGAUUCCGUGCCGCGAGGCAUUUUUCUCAAUAUCGGCAACACUGUUCUCCGUGGUAGAAGAUUGGUACUUCGUGAGCUGCGCCGCGACUCCAAGAGCCCCGAACGGGUGUUUACGAUGCAGGAAGCUUUCAGUGCUAUCGUACACGAUAUGCCUUCCACCAGAGUGCGCUUGGUUUCCGCAGAGCUGGCAUUCACGUCUGAUGCUGAUGCCCAUUAA